CGGAAGUGGCGCGAUCAUUUGAAAGCGUGUAAGAGUGUUUCUGUAUCGAUCAUUUAUUUGAACUUUCAGAGGACCGCAGGUGUUGUGACAGGAGCUCAAUGGACUCCAAAGACAAUGAACGUGUUUUAUUCCUUGAGGAAGAAGUAAAGAGUUUAUCUGAGGAACUCAUUCAAUGUCAGGCAGACAAGGAGUUUGUUUGGUCGCUUUGGAAGCGGCUUCAAGUGGCCAGUCCAGAUCUCACCCAGGUUGUGAGUCUUGUAAUGGAAAGAGAGAAGCAGAAAGCUGAGAACAAGGACAAGAAAGUUCUGGAGAUUCUUCAAGCAAAAGAUUACAAAAUCCAAGAGCUGGAGCAGAAAGUGACUGCGCACGAACUGGAGCUAAACAGCCAAGUCCAGCAGCUGCGUGGCAGUGAGGAGGAGUGUGGUCUAAUGAAGAAGGAGCUGGCAAAUCUGCGCCACAGACUGGGGAAUAAGAGUCGACAACUUAAGGAAGUGAGGAGGCAGGCUGAGGCGUGCGUGGAGGAGGGCAGACGGGCCCUCCUGGAAGCCAGGAACCAAUUAGAUGCCCAGAGCUCAUCCUCUCAGGCAGAGCUGGAGAAAGUGCGGGACCUCAACAGUUCCAGAGUCAAGAAGUUGGAAGAGGAAGUGUUCAGAAGCAGACAGGAAGUUCUAGAGGCUCAGAGUCGGUCAACUGCUUUGUCCCUUCAGCUUUCCUCUGUAGAACAGGAAGGCGCGAGCAAAGAAGAACAGCUCUGUCAACUCAAGCGGGAGCUGCAGGACCUGCAGUGUCUGUACAGGCAGAGCGUCGAACAUGCAGGAGAACAGGCCAAUCUUAUACAACAACUGGAGGGCCUUAACCUGGACACGCAACGAGUUUUACGCAGCCAAGAAGAGGCCCACACGGCAGACAGCGUCUCCUACCAGAAGCUCUACAAUGAGCUGAGCGUGUCAUACCAGGCCCUUUGGCACAGCGAGGAACAACUCCGCCAGCGGGAAGCAGACCUCAGCACGCAGCUCAGCCAGAGAGAUCAGCAGAUCCAGGAACUCCGGGCACAGCUGCAGAGUUUCACAGCAGCCGCGGGGCACUGCGAGGAGGUCGAACAUAAGCCGGAUACAUCAUCUUCACCCCUUCUGCAUCCACAGAAAGAGCAGCUUUCAGUUGACAAUCGAAUUACCAGAGGCCCAAAGACACCGCAGCGCUCCAGGUCUCUCUCUCCAGGUGGCGGGACAGACAGACAGGAGCAAAGGAUUCAGAGGCUACAGGAACUACUGGAGCUUAAGACUAAAGAGAAUGCAGAUCUGAGACGAGCCCAUGCCAGACAUCAUGACCGGUUACGUGUGAUUCAGUCCAACUACAGAACCGUGACGGAGCGACUGAAGGAACCUGAGAAUAAUCACAACUUGAAAAGAGACAAGACACUACAGCUGGACAGCGAUGAGGUGUGGCGCGAACUGCUGUUCUAUAAGGAGGAGAACGAGAAGCUAAUCUCUGACAAGGCUGACCUGGAAGAGGAACUGAACGCUCUGUGUCUGCAGGCAGCCCAGGAUAGAGUCACAGUUCAGGACCUACAAGCGUGUCUACAGGAGGAAAAGCAAGAGCUCCUGUUUAGGGAGUUGCAGGAGGAGGAGGUCAGGAGGAGCAGCACCUCCAUCAAGACAACUGCCCGAAGAGUGGAACAGACUUUUAAAAAGAUAGAAGAGUUACAGAGUCAAAUGGUUUCUCUGGAGAGCGAGAUUGUGCGGUUGCGGGAGGAAAAUCAGGUGCUACGGGAAGGGAACGCAGCACUGGCCGGGGAGCGGGAUGAUCUGCAGGCCAGAGUUCAACUCCACCAGCAACGUGCCGUCGCCCGUAAGGAGGCGGAAGAAGCCCAGGCCAGAGCAGAGCAGAACAGAUUGCUUGAUCAGCUGCACGGCUUCAAGACCGAAGCAGAGAAGGCCGUUAAAUCGGCAGCCCAGGCCAGACGCAGGCUACUCAAGCUCAGACAGGAACUGGGAGUCCUGCGAGCAGAGCGAGAUUUCCAUCGGUCUGCAGCUAAACGCAAGGUGAAAGCCGUCACACUGGCUAACAGCAGGAUGGGGUCCAGAACCGGCUGGGUGAAAGCCUCCAACGGAACGCGGGCGCAAUCAAAAUGGAAGAGGAUGGACAGUCCCACCAAGGACGACUGGGAGGACAUGAGCGCAGACAGUGAAAAUGAAGAAUUCUCUGACAGCCUAGAAAGUCGAUACUCCGCUCAGACCCGUCAAGCACCUCAGAAGCCCAAGGGCUGCAGGUACAUGCUGAUCUGCCCCAUAGAAAGGCCUGAGGAGGAUUUGAGCUCAACCCGGACUCAAACUAGAAACAUUCAACGUCAAGAUGUCUCACAGCAGAUGAUGAGGAAGAGGAAGGUAACAAAGCCCACUGCUGUGUUGCGCCAGAGUCUUCUGUCCCUUAAGCAGCAGGUUGCAGCUCUACAGGCCGACAGAAGAGCAGCACAGCAGAACCAAAGACAAGCACAAGUACAAGUAGACUCCCUUCUCCAGCAACUCAAUGCCAGCAAGCAGCUUUCAAAGAAGCAGGCGUGUGAGCUGGCCGGUCUGGAGCAGCAGAAGACGUCUCUGCAGAUGGAGUUCGAGCGGUGGAGAAACAUACAGCAGCAAACAACACUGAACCGCCCUGCUGUGGACCCCGAGCACCUGCAAGCCCAAGUCAAACAGCUCAGCCACCGACUGAAGAGUGCCAACAGUGAGAUGAGCAAACACAGCGCUGCUAACAAGAGCCUGAGGGCACAGUUAGAUGAAAGAGAUCAGACGCUGAAGGAACUGCACGAGAGGGUCAGUGUUUUAGAGAGAGAUGUGACAAUGAAAAGGCAGCUGGUGGAAGAUCUCAGGAGCAGACUGAAGGUUUGCCAGGACUCUGAACGGAGCCACAGAGCAGUGACUGAAGACCUAGAGAAGAGAAUAAAGAUUCUCUCGGAAGAGUCCUCUAACCGAAAAGCCCUGGUCGACUCUCUGAAGAGAAGACUGACAGUUGCCACUGCAGAAAAAAAACAACAUGAGACAACAAGCCAAAAAAUCAAAGAGGAGCUUCAGAAAAAGGAGCAGAGAGUGGCCGCUCUGCAGGUGCGUAUAGGGGAGUGUGAUCAGGCCAUGGUCGAGCUGGAGCGGGCUGCAUCUCAACAGAUGCACGGUUUGGCCCAGCAGAGCACUCAAGCUAUGGAAACACUGCAGAGUAAACUUGCCCUCGCUGAGUCCCAGCUGCACCAACUCCACACAUUUAUUCAGGCACUGGCUCGUGAAGUGGCAAGAGAGGUGCAGGACGCUAAAACCUGUUUGCGGAUGAAGAGGAAGAGACAAAAAGAGGGAAGCAGAGUAUCGAAAUGCUCUCUGGUGAAAGCAGCGUCCAUCCUCAACAUGACGGAGACGGACCUGGUGGACAUGCUGGACACCGAUGAGGAGAGUGAGGAGGCGUGUGCGGGUCAUGGGGCAGACACAAAUUGGACUGAGCAUGUACAACAUAUCCUACAGCAGCAGAUCCCCUCUGCAGGCCUGCUGAUGGACGCCAUGCUGUUGAAGAUGAAGGAAGGCAAAGUGCUGACAGAGAAACUGGCCGCUCUUACAGCUGCAGUCAGCAAAAACGCCUGACCGGAGGAAAAAAGACAGAAAGGGAGCAAGAGACUGUAAUACUUCUGUAAGAUGGAGUGUGCCCUGCGUGGCAGUGGACGCCCCUCGUCUGCGCAGCCACUCCACCCAUUCCUCUGCCCUCACCCUCUUAUAGUCCGAUGCCUUCCAGAGCACAUUGAUUCGUUUUUGGCUGAUAAUGUAAUGCAAAAAGCUUUUAGAUUCUCCUCCAAGAAGCAUUCAUUUGUAAACAAAGAAAAAAUGAUGCACGGCACGAAACACACCGUGACUUUUGCCUCGCAAGAAUUUUGUACCAAUAAAAAUGUGAAAUGCUCAUUGUGUUGGUUUAUGGCCUUCAUCAUCAGCAUAAAGGAAAAGCUUAAGGGGGUUUUUUUAAAGCUAAAA
Molecule: messenger RNA, 4001 nt
Organism: Xyrauchen texanus (razorback sucker)
Lineage: Eukaryota; Metazoa; Chordata; Actinopteri; Cypriniformes; Catostomidae
Gene: cntln
Product: centlein, centrosomal protein
Exons: 27
Coding region: 99-3620 (1173 amino acids)
Biological process (GO): protein localization to organelle; centriole-centriole cohesion
Cellular component (GO): centriole; centrosome
Source: RefSeq, a predicted model, not a curated record